AUGCUGCCACCGAAGCUGCUGUUCGUGUCCAUGCUGGUCUUCCUGCUGACCGCGGUCUCUACGGCUCCUGUGGAGGAGAAGGAGCAGGAGGAGCUGGAGGCUGCCGAGGAGGGCGAGGGGGAGCUGUCUGAGGAGGAGGAGGAUGAUGAUGACUCCAAGAGUCACGAUAGGAUUGAGGGGGCUGUUGGCGUGCAGCAGACCACCGCGGUGGCGGCGGUGCCGGUGGCAGCCGGAGGUUCAGGUGUGUCGUCCAUCAUUCAGGAUGUGAGUGGUUCUGAUGGGGUCGACUCGGAGUCCAACGUUAACGGACAGAAGCUGCUGAACGGAGGAGGAGGAGGAGCUGGCAGUCAGACAGGUGUUUCUAGUUUGUUUGGGGGCGGAGCUUCUCCCUUGGAUUAUACAGGAACCAUCGACCCGGCCAGCCAUGACUUCCUGCUCAGCCUGAUGGGUGGAGGUGAUCCAUUCAGACCAGGUGUUCACAUCAACAUCCCAGGUGAUGUGACUCCGCCCACUCAGCUGGACUUCACAGUGAUGGCUUCAGGUGUGACAGCAGCUCCGUCUGGCUCCAGUCUGGACUCACCUUCAGAUUCUGCUCACCACUCUGACAUCAGCAUCGACCAAUCAGCAUCAGACCACGCCCCUCUGAGCUCAGGGCCUGACCAAUCACUGUCCAGCACUCAUUCUGUCUCAGGCUCCUCCCACUCUGAUGCAGUUUCAUCAUAUUCAUCACACAGUGAAGCUCACAGAGCUCAGACAGAUGGAAACGACUCUUCAGACUUUAAUGGUAACGGUCGACAGACUCUUCUGACAGACUCAAACACAGCUGAUCACACAUCCACAGGUGUUACGAUGAUGUCAGCAGGGGGGGUGGAGCCAGUGACCGGAUUUCACAUUGACCUGACAGCUUCAGGUAUCGGCCAUGAUGUCACAGAGUCGUCCCCUGUCGUCCUCCACACAGAGACAGACAGCUACACAGUUUCAGGUGGUUACUCCCACACAGACGGGGUUACCAUGGCGACAGACUCCACAGGGCCAGUUUCAGCCGAUCCGACGGGAACGCCCCCUGACUCCAGUCAUCCUGCGGUGACGGACAACACACACACGGCUGGUUCAGUCACUGAACAGUACAACCCAUCUGGUCAGGGUCCUGAAGGUGCAGAAAAUGUGGAACUGGAGGAUACCUGCUGACUUCCACAUCAAGCCGCGAGUUCGAUUCCUGCGAUACCGAUUCCAGUGUACUGACCAAUCAGCAUGGCCCCGGAGAGCAGACCCCUCCCACUAGCUGUAGGCCCCGCCCCCUGAGCGCCAGCGGCUUGAUGUUUGUUUUUAAAUAUUUAAUACGUUUUGUUUAUAGACGUUUAUUUUGUUGUAGAGAAAUACGAAUAAAGUUUCAUCUGAGUCGCCUUGACUCGAUGACAUCAUACAGGAUGUGACAUCAUCGUCACCGUCACAACUGGUGGUUUUAAACUUCCACAAUAAAAGAGUUUAUAUGUUUUAAACUUUCACAAUAAAAGUGUUUGUCUGUUUGAAC
Molecule: messenger RNA, 1531 nt
Organism: Centropristis striata (black sea bass)
Lineage: Eukaryota; Metazoa; Chordata; Actinopteri; Perciformes; Serranidae
Exons: 26
Coding region: 1-1188 (395 amino acids)
Source: RefSeq, a predicted model, not a curated record